Molecule: messenger RNA, 360 nt
Organism: Rotaria sordida
Lineage: Eukaryota; Metazoa; Rotifera; Eurotatoria; Philodinida; Philodinidae
Source: the annotation of a GenBank genome assembly
AUGACACGAGUGUCUAUUGUACUCAAAAUCAUUGAAUUGGUUUGUGAUAUAAUUGCGGUAAUUUUAUGUGGUGCUGGGCCAAGUCUUAACGAGGGUAACGGACGUCGAGCCUUGUGUCAGAAACGACAUUGGUAUAUAAUUGAAAUUGCUUGGUGUAUAUUUAUUGCUUUGUUUUAUUUCAUUUCAAGUAUUGUUAUUGCAACUGCUGCAAAAGACAGUGGUGUUUAUGGCGCUGCAGCGUUCUUUGGCUUUGCAGCUUUUUGUACUUAUGUAGCUGAUGCAAUUUACCAAUUUCUUGAACUUCGCAGCACUCCACGCGCAGAACAAUACGCAACAAAUACAUCACCAGGAAAUGCUUAA